Messenger RNA from Phycomyces blakesleeanus NRRL 1555(-), 792 nucleotides. RefSeq lists its product as hypothetical. Gene Ontology annotation, biological process: positive regulation of Ras protein signal transduction; protein phosphorylation. The transcript is spliced from 4 exons. Gene Ontology annotation, molecular function: protein serine/threonine kinase activity. NCBI's taxonomy places the organism in Eukaryota, Fungi, Mucoromycota, Mucoromycetes, Mucorales, Phycomycetaceae. The record is from RefSeq and is a predicted model, not a curated record. The coding region runs from base 1 to 792 and encodes 263 amino acids.
AUGGAUAGAAAACGAACGCGACAAACCUAUGAUGAGUCGUCUUCGAAGAUAGGCAAAGACAAUUUUCAAAUAGAUUCAGAUGCUUAUGGAAUUAAAAAGAAAGCUAUCCGUAAACGAUUGAAGAAGUUGGAGGAAAACGAAUCCGCAGAUGAGUUUGGGGAUGACCUACCCAUCAUAUCUGAUGCAACUGCAGCCGCUGAUUACUUGAUAAAAAAGGCUUCAUAUUCAACAAACAGAAAUUUAAAUUUGAUUAAGACAAGACUUCCCAUAUGUUUUAUUCAUCAGAUCUACGACUUAUUGCCUAAUUAUACAGACGUUGAUCGCGACUUGGAGGUAGAUAUAAAUAAUGGUCUGUGGUGUUCAUUUCGUGGAAUGGACACCUCCGAAGACGAAACCAUCUUGAUGCCUACAUCUGAUUAUUUGGCUAUAAUCGAAAAAGCCAAGAUUACAUUUGAAAAAGAAGUGGCUGAUGGCAUCAAUACAUCAGGGAAGGAUCGCUUCAAGCGGUUGAUUGAAACAAGACAACCCAAAGAAAAGUGUAUUUCACGCGAUGCACUCAUCAAAGGAUGUUGUACUCAAGAAGAGGAAUUGAUCCAGUUGGUUAAAGCUGGGGUUUUGUUGCCUCAUUUGAGACUGGACCUGUAUUGGGUUUCGAUCCCUGGUCAAGGCAUGUUUUUUUCAGAUGUUAGAAAAGGCAGGGAGGAAUUUUUACAAAUGCUGAAGAAACGACCUACCAAAGACAUACUUGAAAAGGUGGUUUUUCUUUUGGCUUUACAACCUCUUCAUCGGUAA